This is a messenger RNA of Nerophis ophidion (straightnose pipefish), 1648 nucleotides long. Its product is annotated as palmitoyltransferase ZDHHC23-A-like. Lineage: Eukaryota; Metazoa; Chordata; Actinopteri; Syngnathiformes; Syngnathidae. Gene Ontology annotation, cellular component: endoplasmic reticulum; Golgi apparatus. The coding region runs from base 317 to 1471 and encodes 384 amino acids. The transcript has 5 exons. The record is from RefSeq and is a predicted model, not a curated record. Gene Ontology annotation, molecular function: protein-cysteine S-palmitoyltransferase activity. Gene Ontology annotation, biological process: protein targeting to membrane; peptidyl-L-cysteine S-palmitoylation.
GCCGCUUUAUUCUAACGCCUAAAAAACCCAUCAGGUGUGAACUUUGGACAGGAAGUGAGCGCAGCCGACCCUCGGGACCGCCGUUGGAAUUCUACUACCGACAACCGCCUUGUUGCAAAGAGCCAACACAGCAGACAAGUGUCCUUUUUUCUCUCCCUUUUGUGGUUUCCCAGAAACUUAUUUUUCACCCGUUCACGAAAGGAGCUACAGCAGCUGCUGCACACUUUUACUGCAUUUUGAGCAACAAUUCCUCAGAAAUUUCCAUAUACCAUCAAGGUUUUUGGACAUCCAAGCCGGGUGUUGAAGGUGUGCCAUCAUGAAAUGGGAGAAGUUGAAGCCUCCAGAACCAGACGACCAAAUGUGUUGUUGUGAGUGUGAUGUCUUCCAGUGUGGAUGUUGUUGUUGCGACUGUGACGACGUGGACCAGGCCUUUAACAGAUGGUUGCGGGACCGGACACCAAAAGCUGGAUGUCACUCUGCUCUCCUGGGGGCCUUGAUUGACCACCUGGAGAUCUCCAUUGUUCCAGCGCUGGUUCUCCUGCCGCUCCUGAUGCGUGUGGCGGCGCUGCACUACCUGCUGGGCAUCAUGACCCUGACGGCUCUGCCCGGCCUGGUGCUGUGGCUCUACUACGCCACCCACAGGAGGAAGAGACGCACACUCUUCUUCCUCACCCUGGCGCUCAACUCUCUGGCCUACACCUACUACCUCUUCAUCACGGAGAUUCUUCCUCGUGGGGACGUGAGCCGCAUCCAGCUGUGCUCCCUGACCGCCGGGGUGAUCCUGACUAUCGCUUCGCUGGUUCGGACCAAGAGAGGUCCGGGAUUUGUCAGGACUGAAGCUGUUGAGUAUUGGCCACACGCUAGCGUCCAAUCAGAGGCGUCCUCUUGCGCAGGCGCAACAUCACAGUUUCCCACAGGAAGUGGACGAUGCAGCUGGUGUCCUGUGUGCAAAAUUAGGCGACCACCUCGGGCGGGACAUUGUAGGACAUGCGGAGCUUGCGUCCAACGCCUGGAUCACCACUGUGUCUGGAUAAACAGUUGUGUAGGACAGGCUAACCACCGCAGCUUCCUGUUGACCGUGUGCGUGUUCCUGCUGACAUCUCUGUACGGCAUCGGCCUGGUGCUGCACAGCCUGUGUCCUCAACAGUAUCUGGUCAGCGCGCUCUUCUACUGCCCAGGUGUCUACACUCAGUCCAGCUCAGCGCUCUGCUUCACGUGUGCCUGGUACGGCGUCAUCGUAACUGGCGGCCUGCUGUACCUGCUGGUGGCGCAGGUGAUGAAUAUUAGUUUCAACGUGACAGAGCGAGAGGCUCAGCUGGCCCUGAGGAACAACACGGGCCAGAGACGCCUGUGCGGGCUCGCCGUCGCCACGGGAACGAAUUCACGAGGCCUCUACCAGAACUGGGUUGACUUCCUCACUAUGGCCGACGCCUCGGCGUCUCCUUGCUCAGGCCCCACUGUAGUGGUCUAGUUUCCUCAACAUGGUUUUCUCUAGCCCUUUAUUGUGCAGUUCUCUGUAUUAUGUGCACAUAAUUAAAAAAUAACAGUGUGUAAGUUAUUGAUAUGAAGGCAUCAAUGCCACGCAUGAUAUGUAAUGUGCUGCUUUGUCUCAUAAUGCAUAUUGAAUCAGGGGUGUUCAAACUUUUUG